Messenger RNA from Trichoplusia ni (cabbage looper), 1076 nucleotides. RefSeq lists its product as uncharacterized. NCBI's taxonomy places the organism in Eukaryota, Metazoa, Arthropoda, Insecta, Lepidoptera, Noctuidae. Gene Ontology annotation, molecular function: nucleic acid binding; zinc ion binding. The transcript has 11 exons. The record is from RefSeq and is a predicted model, not a curated record. Bases 62 to 961 code for a protein of 299 amino acids.
AACACUUCAUUUAUUUCAAUGAAAAAGUACCUAGUUGUAUGUAAAAAUAUUAAGUAGAAAGAUGGAGUAUGGCUUUACCCGUAAUCGUAAUGAUGGAUGGAAUGAAAACUAUUAUGGAGAUGACUACUAUUAUGGAGAUGACUACUCUGGUGGCGGCAACUAUUAUGGGUGGCACGAUUAUGGUCAAACUAGAAGUCAUGGCAGAAUACCACCAGAUUUAAGGGGUCAGGGAUAUGGCCCAGAAGGACCAUCAUACCGGAGAGAAGAGAAUCCUGCAGGUUACUUGUCACGUUAUGGUGUUUCGAGACACAAUGCCGCUCGGCUACCGAAAGAAUUAACAAAUCUUUAUGGAAAUGAUAGCUGCGGACUUUGCGGCAUAGAAUUUACGUCUACAAAUAUGUUUCAGAUUCAUUACAUGAGCAGAAAUCAUUUUAAGCUUCAGAAGAAAUGGCUUUCUCAGUAUAAAGCAAGAUCACGUCGUGGUAAUAUGGAACCGUUAAGACCUCGUCGAUCGUACUGUGAACUGUGCGAUGUUGAGCUUACCUCCGAGACCACCGCAAAUUCGCAUUAUUUAGGGAAACAACACCGAUCCAUUGUGCUCGGACGUAAGCAAACGAAGAAUCCUAGCCUGCUUCGCGAGGACAUGAGGGAUCGGCUCGAGCGACUCAUUCGUCGCGAAAAGAGAUCCAUUAACUUCGCUGAAGAAGUAGAGGAAAAACCUGUUCAAGCGGACUUAUGUUGCCACAUAUGCAAGACAUCCGUGACUUGCCGUGAACAAUUGACCAUACAUUUAAAUGGUAAAAGACACCUAGCUAAGGAAAAGCAUCAUAUAUUAACGAUGAUGAAGGCCGCAAAUACGGAGAGAAAUGCACAAACUCCUGAAAUAUCUGAAGAAGAGGUUGAACGAGAAGAUGAGGACUGGGUCAGCGGCCGUGGAGACUGGGAUGAUGAUCCUCAAUAAAAGCAGUUUUCUUCUUGGUUGCUACUGCAAGAACUAUGAUUCUGAAACAUUAAUUAAUUGAAGUAAAAUAAUACCAUAUGAAUUCAUUCUAUAAAAUAAAGAUUUAAGUAAUUAA